GGAGUCAUUGGAGUGUAAAGAUAAACGUCUGUAAAGCAAUCGGUGUUGCAGUUGACCAACCUAAUGCAUGAACACACAUAACACAUUCACCCAGUCGCAAAAGAAAAUACAAAGUCACACAGCGCGAGAGAGAGAGAGUGAGGAAGUGUGUGUGUGUGUUUGUGUCGGACAUUAACCACAUUCCCAGCAAGAGAGUAAACAUGAAGCUGAAACUACCUAACCCAGGUCUGGAUGAACGAAUACCAUCCCAUGCAAAGUUGGAGAAGCUCGAGGUGGAGGAGGCGGAUAGUAGACCCAAAUGGGACAACAAAGCCCAGUACAUGCUCACUUGUGUGGGGUUCUGCAUCGGGCUGGGAAACGUCUGGCGGUUUCCUUACCUAUGUCAGAGUCAUGGAGGAGGUGCGUUCAUCAUACCCUUCCUGAUUCUGCUGGUUCUGGAGGGGGUCCCUCUUCUGUUCCUUGAGUUUGCCAUUGGCCAGAGGCUCAGGAGUGGCAGUGUGGGGGUGUGGAGGUCCAUCCAUCCUUACCUCACUGGAGUCGGGAUUGCAUCUAUGAUGGUGUCCUUCCUAGUCUCCCUCUACUACAACACCAUUCUGUCCUGGGUGAUAUGGUACCUCUUCAACUCCUUUCAGAGUCCUCUCCCUUGGAGCCAGUGCCCUUUGAAUGAAAACAGAACUGCUCUAGUGUCAGAGUGUGCUCGGAGCUCCUCGGUGGAUUACUUCUGGUACAGAGAGACCCUCGACACCUCCGCUGCUAUUGAUGACUCGGGUGGACUGCAGUGGUGGCUGGUGCUGGUGUCGCUGUGUGCCUGGGCAGUGCUCUACGUCUGCUGCAUCCGAGGGAUCGAGUCCACUGGCAAGGCUGUGUAUGUGACCUCGACUCUACCUUACGUGGUUCUUCUCAUCUUCCUGAUCCGUGGGUUAACCCUAAAAGGUUCUGUGAGCGGCAUACAGUUCCUCUUCACCCCAGAUGUUAAAGAGUUAAUGAAUCCACAAACUUGGUUGGACGCAGGUGCUCAAGUUUUCUAUUCCUUUGGUCUUGCCUGGGGAGGCCUAAUCUCUUUCUCAAGCUACAACUCUGUGCACAACAACUGUGAGCAAGACGCCGUCAUCAUUUCCAUAAUAACUGGAUGUACCUCCCUCUAUGCUGCCAUAGUCAUCUAUUCCAUAAUUGGGUUCAGAGCCACUGAGAAGUUUGACGACUGCCUUAGCGGGAAUAUCUUGGCCCUGCUGAAUACCUUUGACCUUGCUGAGGGAAGCAUCAACGAGAGCAACUACGAUGUGGAGCUCCAAAGACUAAAUGGAACUUCGCCGGAUAUCAUUCAGGGGUUACAGCUGAGGGGCUGUGACAUACAGACAUUCCUCAGUGAGGGUGUGGAGGGAACUGGCCUGGCCUUCAUAGUCUUCACAGAGGCCAUCACCAAGAUGCCCAUCUCCCCCCUGUGGUCCGUGCUCUUCUUCAUCAUGCUCUUCUGCUUGGGGCUCUCCAGUUUGUUUGGCAACAUUGAAGGGGUGGUCGUGCCUCUACAAGACCUCAAAGUCCUACCCAAGACAUGGUCCAAAGAGGUUUACACAGGUCUAACAUGCCUUGUUUCCUUCCUGAUGGCUUUGAUCUUUUCUCAACGCUCGGGUAACUACUGGGUGGCACUGUUCGAUACUUUCGCUGGCUCAAUCCCUUUGCUCACCAUAGCCUUCUUUGAAAUGAUUGCAGUGUCGUACAUAUAUGGAAUAGACAGGUUUAGUGAGGACAUUGAGUUCAUGAUUGGUCACAAGCCCAACAUCUUCUGGAGGGCAUCGUGGAUGGUCAUAAGUCCUUUGAUAGUGCUUGCCAUAUUUAUUGCUUACUUCGUCUCCAAAGUCACAGAGGAGCUCACCUACACGGCAUGGGUUCCGGACUCGGAAAACUUUCCAAACUUGGCCAACCUCCCAUAUCCUGGGUGGAUCUACGUCAUCAUCUUCAUCCUGGCUGGCGUGCCAAGCUUGGCGGUUCCAUUUGUGGCCCUUUUUAAAUACAUCCAAAACAGAUGUGGCAGAGGCCACUGAUGUUCCUUCCAGAGGUGGGAGGGUUAGGAAGAGUUUAUGGAUUAAUUUCCAUGCAUACUGAACAUGUGGAUUUCACAGUGUUGUUUUAUUUUUAUUCUGUCAUGUAAACAUGAUGUCAGAGUGCACUUUUUGAUGUUGUACUAAAUGUUCUAUGUAAUAAUAUACAUUACAUACACAUAAUACACAUUUUAACAUCUUAAUGUUAAAUAAUAUUAGAUAAAUUAAAUUCAUAUACAGUAUUUACCUAAGAGGAAUCUGACAUUUGCUAGUAUAUACGUAUACAUACAGGAUCACAGCUAUUGGACAUUUUCAGAAUAUAUUUAUUCAAAACAAAACAAAAAAAAAACAGAAUAAAGUAUCAACCAUGCAUUUGCCUUUGAAUAUGACUAGAGUAAUAGAUGUCUAUUUUUGUAGAUAAUACAAAUGUAAUGUUUUAAUGGAUAUUGCUUUUUCUAUGUUUGUGUGCAAUAAAUGCGUAAGGGCAACAACAAUGUAAAACA
Clupea harengus (Atlantic herring) is the source of this 2542-nucleotide messenger RNA. Its product is annotated as sodium-dependent neutral amino acid transporter B(0)AT1-like. Gene Ontology annotation, molecular function: neutral L-amino acid transmembrane transporter activity. Gene Ontology annotation, cellular component: plasma membrane; apical plasma membrane; brush border membrane. The record is from RefSeq and is a predicted model, not a curated record. Lineage: Eukaryota; Metazoa; Chordata; Actinopteri; Clupeiformes; Clupeidae. Gene Ontology annotation, biological process: sodium ion transmembrane transport; nitrogen compound transport; neutral amino acid transport.